Molecule: messenger RNA, 300 nt
Organism: Ostertagia ostertagi
Lineage: Eukaryota; Metazoa; Nematoda; Chromadorea; Rhabditida; Trichostrongylidae
Source: the annotation of a GenBank genome assembly
AUGAAACUCAAGGCAGAGCCUGCGCGAGGAGACUGCUGUGGCGACUCUGCUCAGAGGCUACAAAACGCCUUAAUAGAGAAGAAAAUCGCGGACCAAUGGGUCGCUGAACUUAAGUGGCUCAUCCACACUGAAAGGGAGGCGAACAAUAUUUACUCGAUGGAGUUGCACAGAAAAUACGAGGACAAUUGUGCCACAAUUCGAAGAAUUGAUGAGAGGUGUCAAAAUCUGGUGCGAGAAAUAGGAUGGAUGCUGGAAUGGAUCGAGAUACCCAUCCGCAACGCCAGGAAUCCUACUGAGUAA